Molecule: messenger RNA, 1647 nt
Organism: Myodes glareolus (Bank vole)
Lineage: Eukaryota; Metazoa; Chordata; Mammalia; Rodentia; Cricetidae
Gene: Scrn3
Product: secernin 3
Biological process (GO): proteolysis
Molecular function (GO): dipeptidase activity; cysteine-type exopeptidase activity
Source: RefSeq, a predicted model, not a curated record
CCUGGUCCCGCCCCUCCGUUUCCGGUGAUUGCUUUGGUGGCUGCGGGAGCGUGCUCGGCGUCCGCGCUUGCGCAGCGGAGAAAUGGAGCCCCAUUCCUGUGACACUUUUGUGGCAUUACCUCCAGCCACAGUUGGUAACAGGGUUAUUUUUGGGAAAAAUUCAGACAGACUCUUCGAUGAAGUACAAGAAGUAGUUUACUUCCCAGCUGCAGUGCACAAUGAUUUAAGAAAGCGUCUUAAGUGUACUUACAUAGAAAUUGAUCAAGUUUCUGAAACAUAUGCUGUUAUCCUUAGUCGCCCAGCUUGGUUGUGGGGGGCAGAAAUGGGAGCCAAUGAGCAUGGAGUCUGCAUUGGGAAUGAAGCUGUAUGGGGAAGAGAGGCAAUUUCUAAGGAGGAAGCACUUUUGGGCAUGGACCUUGUCAGACUUGGCCUUGAAAGAGCUGAUACAGCUGAGAAAGCGCUCGAUGUUAUUGUCAACUUAUUAGAAAAACAUGGCCAAGGUGGAAAUUGUGCAGAGGGCGAAGAACUUAGCUAUUAUAACAGCUUCCUGAUAGCGGAUAGGAAUGAAGCUUGGAUUCUGGAGACUUCAGGGAAGUACUGGGCAGCAGAAAAAGUCCAAGGAGUUCGGAAUAUUUCCAAUCAGUUCUCCAUAACGACCAAGAUCGACCGGGAGCAUCCGGACAUGAGGAGCUAUGCUAAGCAGAAAGGCUGGUGGGAUGGCCAGGAGGACUUUGAUUUUGCUGCAGCAUACUCUUACAUUGACACAGCUUCAAUGAUGACGUCAUCAAGCAGAUACUGUCAGGGCUACAAGCUUCUGAAUAAGCAUAAAGGAAACAUAACUUUCGAAACAAUGAUGGGAAUUCUGCGAGAUGAACCAAGUGGCAUCAAUAUGAAGGGAGAAUUCCUGAGCACCGCAAGCAUGGUUUCUGUCCUACCUCGAGAUUCCAGCCUUCCUUGCAUUCACUUCUUUACGGGGACUCCACAUCCUGAGAGGUCUGUUUUUAAGCCUUUCAUAUUUUCACCACAUAUUUCACAACUGUUCGACACGAAAUCACCAACAUUUGAACUUGAAAGGCUCUUGGCAAAGAAGCCAUAUGUCAAGCCUGACAGAAGACACCCACUCUACCAAAAACAUCAACAGGCCUUGGAAGUGAUAAGUCACAAUAAGGAAAAAAGCAAGACAAUUCUGGACAACAUGAGGAAGCUGGAAAAAGAAGUGUUUGAAGAGAUGGAAUCAGUCCUCCAAAACAAACAUCUUGACAUGGAUAAAACUGUUAAUCUCUUUCCUCAAUGUGUAAAAGAUGAAAUUAAAAUUUAUCAGUCAAAUAUUAGCUCUUAAUGAUAUAUACGUGAUCAAAAUCUUCCCCAUCGCCCUGAUAAAUGAUACAAAGGUACUUUAAGGAGAUCUGAUCUUUUCUUUAAAUACUAAGUGAUAUUCUGACUGUUAAAAUCUCAGUAAUUAGUAUUCAGUUGCAAAAAGCACAAAAUAUUAACAUGAUACAUAGGCUAGGUUUAUUAUAUUCUAUAGUGCCCUCCAGUAGUUUUCUCAGUUAAGAAAGCUUGGAGCUUCUUAUUAAAAAAAAAAAUAAAAGCAAUGGAAAGUAUGUCAAAUGAGUUUUUGUGCUUUAGGCAAAUAAUAACCAGCCU